AUGGAGAGGCAGGGGGGGAACGGGAGCUGCCGGCCGGGGCUUGGGGGGGGACAGGCGGUGGCCAGGGCUAACAGCGGGCUGGCGGCCGUGCUGAUCGUCACCAUCGUGGUGGACGUGCUGGGCAAUGCCCUGGUCAUCCUCUCGGUGCUGAGGAACAAGAAGCUCCGCAACGCCGGCAACAUCUUUGUGGUCAGCCUGUCUGUUGCAGACCUUGUAGUGGCAGUGUAUCCAUACCCUCUGAUCCUGAGCGCCAUUUUCCACAAUGGAUGGACCAUGGGAAACAUCCACUGCCAGAUAAGUGGGUUCCUGAUGGGCCUAAGUGUCAUCGGGUCCAUUUUCAACAUCACUGCCAUCGCAAUCAACCGCUACUGCUACAUCUGCCACAGCCUUCGGUACGAUAAGCUCUUCAACCUGAAGAAUACCUGCUGCUACAUCUGCCUGACCUGGCUGCUCACGGUGGUGGCCAUUGUGCCAAACUUCUUUGUUGGGUCCUUGCAAUAUGACCCCCGGAUUUACUCCUGCACCUUUGCCCAGACGGUGAGCACGUCGUACACCAUCGCAGUGGUGGUGGUCCACUUCAUUGUCCCGCUGUCCAUCGUGACGUUUUGCUACCUACGGAUCUGGAUUUUGGUGAUUCAAGUCAAACACCGGGUGAGACAAGACUGCAAGCAGAAGCUCCGAGCAGCUGACAUCCGGAAUUUCUUGACUAUGUUUGUGGUUUUUGUCCUUUUUGCUGUGUGCUGGGGACCAUUAAACUUUAUUGGCCUUGCUGUUUCAAUUAACCCUUCCAAAGUGCAGCCACACAUUCCAGAGUGGCUUUUCGUCCUGAGCUAUUUUAUGGCCUAUUUUAACAGCUGCCUCAAUGCCGUGAUCUAUGGGCUGCUUAACCAGAAUUUCCGAAAGGAGUACAAAAGGAUACUGCUGACACUCCGGACUCCCAGGCUGCUCUUCAUCGAUGUGUCCAAGGGUGGGACGGAAGGGCUGAAAAGCAAGCCGUCUCCAGCAGUAACGAACAACAACAACCAAGCUGAAAUACACUUAUGA
This is a messenger RNA of Cygnus atratus (black swan), 1044 nucleotides long. It is a transcript of the gene GPR50, whose product is annotated as G protein-coupled receptor 50. Gene Ontology annotation, molecular function: melatonin receptor activity. Lineage: Eukaryota; Metazoa; Chordata; Aves; Anseriformes; Anatidae. The transcript has 2 exons. The coding region runs from base 1 to 1044 and encodes 347 amino acids. Gene Ontology annotation, cellular component: membrane. The record is from RefSeq and is a predicted model, not a curated record. Gene Ontology annotation, biological process: G protein-coupled receptor signaling pathway.